Molecule: messenger RNA, 1008 nt
Organism: Chara braunii
Lineage: Eukaryota; Viridiplantae; Streptophyta; Charophyceae; Charales; Characeae
Source: the annotation of a GenBank genome assembly
UCGCUUGCAUUCGAUUUUUCACUGCACGAGGAAUAUGAAUGAACGCAGACUCACGUCGACGGAAUGCACCCCCGUCCAUUCACUGCGCUGACGGAAUGCACCCCCGUCCAUUCACUGCGCUGGAUGACACGUCGACGGAAUGGACUUGUAGGGCGGAUCGUCAUGUCCUCGGGAGUGUCUCCACGCAGACACGAACCGGCUCUUGAGUUCAAACGACAGGCAAAGGACAUUGCGGCUCUCUCUCGGAUGGACCGCGAGGAUCUGAAGAAGCUCAUCACGGCAGAACUGAUGCCCUCUUGGUGCAAAUUCCAGACUUUUGAAAAGGUCGAAUGGAUUAAUCGGGAGCUGAAGGAGAUAUGGCCAUUUGUGUCGAAGGCUGCAUCGGAACUGAUACGAGGCCAGGUGCAGGAGACGUUGAACAGCUUCAAACCAGUUCGUGAUCAGGUUCGGGGGUUUACGCCGAGAAAAAAAGAAUGCAACUUUGUGAGCUUUGCGAGCUUUGCGCGUAACUACCAGAGCACCAACCGAAGCACCAUCCAAGCGCUCAACGUAAACCCAAACCUGAUCCCGAUCCUGAGCCUGAACAGAAUGCCGCCAAACCAGGUUCAGCAUCAGGUUCAGGAUCAGGAUCAGGUUCAGGAUCAGGAUGAGGAUGAGGAUCAGGUUCAGGAUCAGGAUGAGGAUGAGGAUCAGGUUCAGGUUCAGGUUUAAUGCGAGGUUUGGACGGUGGUUUGGCCGGUGGUUUGGCGAACUACGGCAGGGUAAAAUGCAAAUUUUUUGGGACCUUUGCUCGAGUCAUGACCGUCAAAGUGUUAUGUGCCUGAUUGAGACGAGAUACAGCAUGGCAUCCACGCGUUCCCAUACACAUGGGCAAUGACAAGAGAUCUUGGAGAGAGCAAUCCACACCAAACGAGACGAGGAAAAUACACAGCGGAAAGUUCACGAGUCACAACCCAAAAAUAGAGUCGAAUUUUUAAAUUAUUUAUUCAAUCAAAAUUAUCAAAUUCU